AUGUCUAUGGAUACCACUAAGAUUGAUUGCAUAUCUUCAUGGCCUACUCAUCGGUCAGUGAAAGAGCUGCGUAGUUUCCUUGGUCUCACAGGGUACUACAGACGGUUUAUAAGGAAUUAUGGAGAAAUUUCUCGACUGUUAACUGAUUUAUUACAGAAAAAUUGUUGGGGAUGGAACGACCGAGCCACUGAAGCCUUCCAAGCACUUAAACAAGCCCUGGUUACAGCUCCUGUGUUGGUACUUCCAAAUUUUCAGCUUGAAUUUACCGUGGAUACAGAUGCGAGCGGCGGGGGCAUUGGUGCAGUUUUGCAACAGCAAGGUAGGCCAAUAGCAUUCUUUAGCAAAGCUCUUAGGGUGCGACAUCAAGCAUUAUCCAUCUAUGAAAAAGAAAUGCUAACAGUUUUACUAGCAGUUCGAAAGUGGCAUGCUUACUUGGUGCAGCAAUCUUAUACUCAAGACGACCGACUGCAGCAAAUUAUUCAACGCACUCACCAGCAUCCGAAUCCUGACCAAAAAUAUUCUUGGGAUGGCCGAUUUUUGUUCAGAAAAGGGAAGAUAGUCGUGGGGAAGGAUUCACAAUUACGACGGGAGUUAUUCUUUCAUUUUCAUGCUAGUGCUAUUGGAGGUCAUUCUGGGGUGCAUGUAACUAGGAAGCGGCUUUCGAGUCAAUUAUACUGGAAGGGCCUUACUACGGAUGUUAAGAGGUGGAUCCGUGAAUGUAUCACUUGUCAAAAAUGCAAAGAGGAAUCAGUGGCUUCUCCUGGCCUCCUACAGCCCUUACCAAUACCUGACAGAGCUUGGAAGUCAGGGACUAGGCUUUUACUAUUGACGGCCUACCACCCUCAGACGGAUGGCCAGACUGAACUCACCCCGUACGAGGCUCUGUAUGGUCAGCCCCCACCUGCACACAUGCCCUAUUUGGCAGGUAUUUCUCAUGUGGCAGUUGUAGAUCGAAGCUUACGGGCGAGGGAGGCUGCUCGAAAGUUACUUCAUUUUUGCCUCAAGAAAGCUCAGCACCGCAUGAAGCACUUUGCAGACAAGCAUCGAUCUGAGCGAAGCUUUCAACAAUCGCUUGGGAAAGUCUCUAACCAGAAGCUAUCUCCCAAGUAUUAUGGUCCUUUUCCAGUGAUUCAGAAAGUCGGGGCAGUGGCUUAUACCCUGCAACUUCCACAAAAUUCUCAUAUUCAUCCUACAUUUCAUGUUUCGCAAUUAAAGAAGCAUGUGGGGUCUACUCCAACUCAAUUACAGUUACCACUAGUGGAUGCUCAUGGUGCCUUACCAAAAGAGCCUGUUCGCAUUAGUGACAGAAGAAUAGUUAAGAAAGGAAGUCAAGCUGUGACUGAAGUAUUAGUAGAGUGGGCUGACUCUUUUCCAGAAGAUGCGACCUGGGAAUCAUUUUCUGCCCUGCAAGCCAAAUUUCCUCAUUUUCAGCCUUGA
Messenger RNA from Gossypium raimondii (Peruvian cotton), 1437 nucleotides. RefSeq lists its product as uncharacterized. Bases 1 to 1437 code for a protein of 478 amino acids. The record is from RefSeq and is a predicted model, not a curated record. The transcript is spliced from 5 exons. NCBI's taxonomy places the organism in Eukaryota, Viridiplantae, Streptophyta, Magnoliopsida, Malvales, Malvaceae.